AUGGCGCGCAGCCACUCGGACCGCUCGGCGGAUCGCGGCGCGCGGCGUUCACAUCGUUCCCGCUCGCGGUCGCCGUCGGUCUCCCGCUCGCGCACGUCCUCGCACCGCCGCUCGUCCAAGCGGCGCAGUCCAAGUCGCAGCCGCAGCCGCGAGCGGUCGCGACGCACGCACCGCCACAGUCAGAGCCAUCGGCGCCACCGUUCGCGCUCUCGCUCUCGCUCCAGGGAGCGCCACAAGCGCAGACGGCGUGGAAGCGACGAGAAGCGAGACCGCCGCCGCUCGCGCUCCAGAUCCAGGUCCAGGUCGGCGUCUAAGGCCAAGGAGAAGCGGCAGGAGGAGACGAAGGACAAGACGUCGCUGUCUGUGGCUCCCUCACAGGUUUCCAAGGCCAAGAAGCAACUGGACGAGGCGGCGGCUGAUCAGGGGAAGCUGCAGACUGUGGAGAGUCAAGAUGUAGCCAUGCGGGACGUCGAGACGCAGCAGAAGGACCCAUCGACGGAGGUCGCAGGGCGAGAGAGUAAGGACCAGGAGGCUGCGGUGACUACCGAGGAGACUGAGACUAGUAACGCUGUUAGUGUUGAGUCUGUUGAGAAGCAGGAGCUGCAGAAGGCUGGUGAGAAGGCUGUGGCAUCCUCGAAGCCAGCACUGGACGUCAGCUCCAUCAAGAAGGACAUCCUGAAGGCGUUGGCCGACGCGAGGAGCACGAUCGCGGUGAUUAAGAAGAACGGAACGGGGACUUCAGUCGUCAACAGCCCGGCGCUCUCCCCAUCAGCUACGAAGGCGGAGAAAGAGCAAGAGAAGACGGUGGAAUCACCAGAGAAGAAGACGGAGGCUGUUAAAUCCCCGCUGAAGACGGUGGUAUCGCCGAAGAAGACUGCUUCUGCUACUGCUGCGACCUCUGCUGAUGAGUUCGACAUGUUCUCGAUGGCAGCACUGGAUGACCACGAUGAUGCGAUGAACGGCGGCGCUGGCGUAGCUGCGAUCACGGUGAAUGAAGUGUCGCUGCAGUCGAACUGCGACGACGCGGAGGGGUAUUACUCUACCACUAUUGGAGAAGUGCUGAACGGGAAGUAUCGUGUGCUCGGGACGGUCGGCAAGGGCGUGUUUUCGACUGUGCUGCGCUGCCAAUGCAUUACCCUGUUGAAGACUGGAGGCAGUGGAUCGCUGAGCGUGGUGGCUGUCAAGCUCAUCCGAAACAACGACAUUAUGCGCGACGCAGCGCAGACGGAGCUGAAGCUGUUGAACGAGCUGGGCGAGCGUGACCCGCGUGACAAGAAACACUGCAUUCGGCUGCUCGACUCGUUCACCCACCGAAACCACGUCGCGAUGGUCUUCGAGCCCAUGCAGAUGAACGUCCGCGAGGCCAUGAAGAAGUUUGGUGGCAAGGGCGGCAUUUCGAUCCAAGCUGUGCGCGUCUUCAGCAAGCAUCUUUUGAUCGCACUCAAUCAUUUGGAGUCAUGCGGAGUGAUCCAUGCUGAUAUCAAACCGGACAACAUCCUGCUAGACGAAAAGCAAACGACCAUCAAGCUGUGCGACUUUGGUUCAGCGUUUAAAGCCGAUGCCGGGAAGCAGGACCCGACGCCGUACCUGGUCAGCCGCUUCUACCGCGCGCCCGAGAUCGUGCUGGGCCUCGCCUACGACAAAGCGAUGUUCACUGGCAAAGUUAUGUUUCCAGGGAGUACGAACAACGAGAUGCUCAAAUUUUUCAUGGAGCUUAAGGGCAAGAUCCCGAACAAGCUGAUCAAGAAGCACCGCCAGGCAUACAUUGACCAGUUUGAGAUGGAGCCGCAUUUCACGGAAGAUCUCAAGUUCUGCAGCCGCGAGAGCGACCGAGUCACGGGUAAGCCCAUCUUGCGCUUGAUGGAAACCAUCAAGACCAAAAACGACCUCGCCAGCAGUCUGAUGGCUGCGAAGAGCGCCACGGACGAUCGGAAGCAGGUGCUGGAGCUCCGGAGCCUGCUGGACAGGAUGUUCACCCUGGACCCGUCCAAGCGGAUCUCCGUGCGAGACGCGCUGGCUCACCCUUUUGUGAAGGGGUCUUUGGCGCGCGAGAAACCCCGGCGGGAAGCUCCGCUACGAGCUCUUCUCACCAGCGAUGCCAAGUCGGCAGCAGCAGCAGCAGCAGCGCUGAUCUUCUUGAACCCUGCGGUCCGUGCGGAUCAGGAGGACAGGCCUGACGCAUGUCCAGACGAAGGCCUGCAAGGCAAGGCAGGUGAGACUUUCACAUGCGCCGCCCGCCUCAGCGAGGCCCGACCUACACUUGAACCGCGGCGAGAGAUGCACGCCGGUAGAGAGGAGGCGCAAAAGAAUUCCCCACCAGCGCUCGGCCGGCGCUUCCUGGCGGCGAAGCAUUCUCGCGUGCCGUCGCUCGGCGUCGGCGUCGAGCUCUCUGGCGGCCAGCGCCAGGCCGCGAUUCUCUCGAGCGGCUUCUUCCGACCAGCGUCGGCGGCGGCUGCGAAGGGAUCCACGCUGGCUGGGCUUGGAGACGAGAGGAGAAGCACGAGGAAGCGGAAGAAACUUUGA
Molecule: messenger RNA, 2523 nt
Organism: Phytophthora sojae
Lineage: Eukaryota; Oomycota; Peronosporomycetes; Peronosporales; Peronosporaceae
Exons: 7
Coding region: 1-2523 (840 amino acids)
Biological process (GO): peptidyl-threonine phosphorylation; peptidyl-serine phosphorylation
Molecular function (GO): ATP binding; protein serine/threonine kinase activity
Source: RefSeq, a predicted model, not a curated record